Molecule: messenger RNA, 2706 nt
Organism: Penicillium chermesinum
Lineage: Eukaryota; Fungi; Ascomycota; Eurotiomycetes; Eurotiales; Aspergillaceae
Gene: mfp
Product: putative peroxisomal multifunctional beta-oxidation protein (MFP)
Exons: 3
Coding region: 1-2706 (901 amino acids)
Molecular function (GO): oxidoreductase activity
Source: RefSeq, a predicted model, not a curated record
AUGUCCGAAUUACGCUUUGAUAAUCAGACUGUCGUUGUCACCGGCGCCGGCGGUGGCUUGGGGAAGGCAUAUGCUCUCUUCUUUGCCUCAAGGGGCGCCAACAUCGUGGUCAACGACCUCGGUGGCUCUCACUCCGGCGAGGGCAAGUCCUCCAAGGCUGCUGAUGUCGUGGUUGACGAGAUUCGCGCUGCCGGCGGCAAGGCGGUCGCGAACUACGACAGCGUCGAGAAUGGCGAGGCUAUCAUUGAUACUGCCAUCAAGAACUUCGGCCGUGUUGAUAUCCUCUUGAACAACGCCGGUAUUCUGCGCGAUGUCAGCUUUAAGAACAUGAAGGACGAGGACUGGGACCUGAUCAACCGGGUGCACACUUACGGAGCUUACAAGACUGCUCGUGCCGCCUGGCCUCAUUUCCGCAAGCAAAAGUUCGGUCGUAUCAUCAACACCUCUUCGGCUGCUGGUCUCUUCGGUAACUUCGGCCAGGCCAACUACUCCGCUGCCAAGUUGGGCCAGGUUGGUUUCACGGAGACCUUGGCUAAGGAGGGUGCUAAGUACAACAUCAUCGCCAAUGCCAUUGCUCCCAUUGCUGCCAGUCGUAUGACUGCCACUAUCAUGCCCCCAGAUGUGCUCGAGAACCUCAAGCCCGAGUGGGUUGUGCCUGUUGUCGCAGCGCUCGUCCACUCGUCCAACACCACCGAGACCGGUGGUAUCUAUGAAGUCGGCGCUGGUGCUGUGGCCAAGCUCCGCUGGGAGCGUGCUAAGGGUGCUCUCUUGAAGACCGAUGACACCUUAACCCCUGGUGCUAUUGCUGCGAAGUGGGCCGACGUCAACGACUUCUCCAAGCCUGAAUACCCCACUGGACCUGCUGACUUUAUGGGCCUCUUGGAAGAGGGUAUUAAGCUUCCUAGCGCUCCUAAGGCCCAGGAGCCUGACUUCAAGGGUAAGGUUGCUCUUGUCACUGGUGGUGGUAACGGUCUUGGCCGUCAGUACUGUUUACUGUAUGCGAAGUAUGGCGCUAAGGUCGUGGUCAACGAUCUGGUUGACCCAGAGCCCGUGGUCGCUGAGAUCAAGAAGGCUGGUGGUGAGGCCGUUGGUAACAAGGCCUCGUGCGAGGAUGGUGACGCUGUCAUCAAGUCUGCCAUUGAUGCUUUCGGCCGCAUUGAUAUCCUGGUCAACAACGCUGGUAUCCUUCGUGACAAGGCCUUUACCAACAUGGAUGACAGCCUGUGGAACCCUGUCAUCAAUGUCCACCUCCGCGGAACCUACAAGGUCACCAAGGCCGCUUGGCCCUACUUCCUCAAGCAGAAGUACGGUCGUAUCGUGAACACUGCGAGCACCAGUGGUAUCUACGGUAACUUCGGCCAGGCCAACUACGCUGCUGCUAAGCUUGGAAUCCUGGGUCUCUCUCGUGCUCUUGCUGUUGAGGGUGCCAAGUACAACAUCAAGGUCAACACCAUUGCCCCUAACGCUGGCACCAACAUGACCCGCACCAUCAUGCCCGAGGAGAUGGUCCAGGCCUUCAAGCCUGACUACGUUGCUCCUCUUGUCGUCCUCCUCACCUCCGACCUCGCUCCCGAGCCCUCAACCAAGGGUCUCUACGAGUGUGGUAGUGGCUGGUUCGGCCGCACCCGCUGGCAACGAUCCGGUGGCCACGGCUUCCCUGUGGAUGUCCCAUUGACCCCCGAGGAAGUGGUCGCGAAGUGGAAGCAAAUCACCAACUUCGACGAUGGCCGCGCCGACCACCCUGAAGACUUCCAGGAUGGCUCUUCCCGUGUCAUGGCUAACAUGGACAACCGUUCUGGUGCCGCCAAGGGUGGUGAGAACGAGUACAUCAAGGCCAUUGAGAAGGCCAAGUCUGUGACUACUGAGGGCACUGAAUUCAACUACGUUGACCGCGACGUGAUCCUCUACAACCUGAGUUUGGGUGCUAAGCGCACUGACUUGCCUUUGGUUUACGAGAACGACGACAACUUCCAGCCUCUGCCUUCCUUCGGUGUGGUCCCCUACUUCAACACUGCUACUCCUUGGAGCUUGGAUGAGCUUGUCAAGGACUUCUCCCCCAUGAUGCUGCUCCACGGCGAGCAAUACCUGGAAGUCCGCAAGUACCCCAUCCCCACCGCUGCCAACACCUUGACCUACCCCAAGCUUGUCGACGUGGUCGACAAGGGCAACGCCGCGCUUGUUAUCAUCGGGUACACCACCAAGGAUGCUAAGACCGGCGAGGACCUGUUCUACAAUGAGUCUACCGUCUUCAUCCGCGGUAGCGGUGGCUUCGGUGGCUCUCCUAAGCCCACUGCUGCUCGUCCCAAGGGCGCUGUGGCCGCAUACAAGGCUCCUAAGCGCCAGCCCGACGCUGUCGUUGAGGAGAAGACCUCCGAGGACCAGGCUGCCCUGUACCGUCUGAACGGCGACCGUAACCCUCUGCACAUCGACCCUGAAUUCAGCAAGGUCGGUGGGUUCAAGACCCCCAUCUUGCACGGCCUCUGCUCGCUCGGUAUCUCAGCCAAGCACGUCUUCGGCAAGUACGGUGCCUUCAAGAACCUGAAGGUCCGCUUCGCUGGCGUCGUUCUGCCUGGUCAGACUCUGCGCACUGAGCUCUGGAAGGAGGGUAACACUGUCCUCUUCCAGACCACCGUUGUCGAGACUGGCAAGCCCGCUAUUUCGGGUGCUGGUGCCGAGCUCCUGGAGGGUGCUAAGGCUAAGCUGUAA